Messenger RNA from Lampris incognitus (smalleye Pacific opah), 4758 nucleotides. Its product is annotated as receptor-type tyrosine-protein phosphatase H-like. Gene Ontology annotation, molecular function: protein tyrosine phosphatase activity; protein binding. The transcript is spliced from 23 exons. NCBI's taxonomy places the organism in Eukaryota, Metazoa, Chordata, Actinopteri, Lampriformes, Lampridae. Bases 520 to 4746 code for a protein of 1408 amino acids. Gene Ontology annotation, biological process: protein dephosphorylation. The record is from RefSeq and is a predicted model, not a curated record.
GAUUAUAGAGAGCUGUUAGGUGUGAGAAGACUGCAUAGUUACUACCAUCUGUCUAUGGCUGAUCCCUGACAUCUUGGUUAUAGCAGAAUUGUGAGGCACACUGGAGAAAAAAAGUUCAAGUUUUCACAAAAAUCUUUUUAUUUAGGGUCACCCCACCAGAUUAAAAUACAGAACUCUUUCAAAACAUCUUAGUUCACCCAAAAUAGAGGAGUUUUUACCAAAGAGCUACAAAGGUAGAAACGACAAUGAUCUGAACAUCAAAUUCAUGAUACAUGAGCAUAUGAAGCUGGAACGUGUGGUUUCUUUCAAAAAGGAUGUAACAUGGUGAUUUAUAGCACCGGGGUAGAAGAGGUAACCAGUUUCCAAAUGUGGACGACAGCUAGUGAGGUAUUCUGUUGGGACUUGGCGCUACACCAUUCCAGAAAUGUGCUAGUGCUGGUACAAGAAAUGUGUGGGUUUUAGGAACACUUUGGGACAGAAAAUACUCUGCAGCUCUUCUCACUGUGGUGCCUAUCACAAAUGCAGGUCUUACAGAGUGUGUUUGUCGAACAGGUAUUCUCCCAUGGCACCGUGGCUCUCAGAGGAGGUGAGACGGGUCAGACUGCUCCUGUAGUCACCCAGCUUCUUGAUGGCGUCAUGGCUGUCAGUGAGGAAGUGCUGCUCAAGGAAGUCACACAACUAAAGAAGAAGAAAGACUGUGUGAUGCAGGUUCUCUCAGAAAUGACAACAGAAAACGGACCUUCAGUGACGGCCAAUACAGACGCAACCACAAUGAUGGCUAUACCUAUGUCAACUGCUGUGAGACCUCCUGAUAAUGUACAGAACUGGAAUAAAUCAGAGUAUAAUGAGACCAGUAUUACUCUGGGAUGGGAGAAAGUGAAUAACAUCACAACAUACAGGAUACAGUACGAGAACGGGGGAAGUAUCAUCAGACAGGGCAUCAAUGCAUCUGAUGCAGAGAACUCAGUUCAGUAUGUGGUCUCAAAUCUCACUGCCGGCACCAAAUAUCAAUUCACCAUCUUUACUAUGUUUCAUGGUGUCAGCAGCACUGGAAACACCUUUACAGCUGCCACAGCUCCCCAAGAUGCAGGAGGCUUCAAAGCGGUUGCUCAAAAUGUGAGCAGUAUCACUCUGCAAUGGCAAAAAGUAAAGAACAUGCUCAACUAUAGCCUUGAAUAUAAUGAAAAAAAGAUAAACGUCAGUGCAUCAGAGGGAGAUGGACCAGUUAAUCACACAGCGACAGACCUUAUGACGACCACUAAAUAUGAGUUCACCCUCUUCACUUUGUUUGAGGAUGCCAGCAGCAGUGGAGUGAAAGUCACUGCGGUCACUGCUCCCCAAGAUGCAGGAGGCUUCAAAGCGGUUGCUCAAAAUGUGAGCAGUAUCACUCUGCAAUGGCAAAAAGUAAAGAACAUGCUCAACUAUAGACUUGAAUAUAAUGAAAAAAAGAUAAACGUCAGUGCAUCAGAGGGAGAUGGACCAGUUAAUCACACAGUGACAGACCUUAUGACGACCACUAAAUAUGAGUUCACCCUCUUCACUUUGUUUGAGGAUGCCAGCAGCAGUGGAGUGAAAAUCAUUGCAGUCACUGCUCCUGAUAAUGUACAGAACUGGAAUAAAUCAGAGUACAAUGAGACCAGUAUUACUCUGGGAUGGGAGAAAGUGAAUAACAUCACAACAUACAGGAUACAGUACGAGAACACGGGAAGUAUCAUCAGACAGGACAUCAAUGCAUCUGAUGCAGAGAACUCAGUUCAGUAUGUGGUCUCAGAUCUCUCCGCCGGCACCAAAUAUCAAUUCACCAUCUUUAGUGUGUUUCAUGGUGUCAGCAGCACUGGAAACACCUUUACAGCUGCCACAGCUCCCCCAGAUGCAGGAGGCUUCAAAGCGGUUGCUCAAAAUGUGAGCAGUAUCACUCUGCAAUGGCAAAACGUAAAGAACAUGCUCAACUAUAGACUUGAAUAUAAUGAAAAAAAGAUAAACAUCAGUGCAUCAGAGGGAGAUGGACCAGUUAAUCACACAGUGACAGACCUUAUAAAUGCCAAUAAAUAUGAGUUCACCCUCUUCACUUUGUUUGAGGAUGCCAGCAGCAGUGGAGUGAAAGUCACCGCAGUCACUGCUCCCCAAGAUGCAGGAGGCUUCAAAGCGGUUGCUCAAAAUGUGAGCAGUAUCACUCUGCAAUGGCAAAAAGUAAAGAACAUGCUCAACUAUAGCCUUGAAUAUAAUGAAAAAAAGAUAAACGUCAGUGCAUCAGAGGGAGAUGGACCAGUUAAUCACACAGUGACAGACCUUAUAAAUGCCACUAAAUAUGAGUUCACCCUCUUCGCUUUGUUUGAGGAUGCCAGCAGCAGUGGAGUGAAAGUCACCGCAGUCACUGCUCCCCAAGAUGCAGGAGGCUUCAAAGCGGUUGCUCAAAAUGUGAGCAGUAUCACUCUGCAAUGGCAAAACGUAAAGAACAUGCUCAACUAUAGACUUGAAUAUAAUGAAAAAAAGAUAAACGUCAGUGCAUCAGAGGGAGAUGGACCAGUUAAUCACACAGUGACAGACCUUAUGACAACCACUAAAUAUGAGUUCACCCUCUUCACUUUGUUUGAGGAUGCCAGAAGCAGUGGAGUGAAAGUCACCGCAGUCACUGCUCCCCAAGAUGCAGAAGACUUCAAAGUGGUUGCUCAAAAUGUGAGCAGUAUCACUCUUCAGUGGAAACAAGUAAAGAACAUGCUCAACUAUAGACUUGAAUAUAAUGAAAAAAAGAUAAACGUCAGUGCAUCAGAGGGAGAUGGACCGGUUAAGCACACAGUGACAGACCUUAUGACAACCACUAAAUAUGAGUUCACCCUCUUCACUUUGUUUGAGGAUGCCAGAAGCAGUGGAGUGAAAAUCAGUGCAGUCACUGCUCCCUCAAAAGUAUCUGGGGUCUCUGUAAAGCGCUUUGUGACCAGCCUGAUCCUGACGUGGAAUAAUAUGCAUCGAGUCUCCAGUUACCUGAUACAGAUUAAUGGCGAAAAUCAAACCAUCCACCAAAAUUCAUCCUUGGAUGAAGUGCAAUAUCCCCUCUACUCUCUCACACCUGGAGCUGAAUAUCCCUUCACCCUGUUCACGGUGUUUGAUGGAGUCAGGAGCGAUGCCUUCAAUGGCUUCACACUAACAGCCCUAAACUGCACUGCCUUACCUUGGCGUGUUACCAGCACCUCAAUCCAAGGUUCGGUCGAUGGCUUGUUCAAUCAUGCCAGAGCCACAAAUGGAUCUAAUUCACAAGUGGGUCAAAUCAGUGAUAAAGGUAAAAACAUCUCCUUCACCAGCUUGUACCCAGGCUCUACCUACAACGUGUCUCUCUCCUACAAAAUGAAUUCAACGCAAUUUCUGCAGUGUCAACACAGUCUGACCAUAAUUCCUCCAGAUAUAAAAGCAUACUGCGAAUACUGGGAGUCCGGCUACUCCAUUUCAAUUGAUUGGGAAAAGCCUGACGGCAUAUGGACAGCUGUGGAGGUGAAUGUCAGUGGGAAAACCUAUAUGGUCUCUGGGAACAAGCUGACUACCAACAUAUCGGGGUUUAUACCUGCCACGACGUACCAGGUGUCUGUAGCUACGCUCUCUGGGACCCUGAGGAGCAAACCAUACAUUUUCAGCUGUCAGACAGACCCAAGAGGGGUCAUUGCAGGAUCUGUUAUAGCUGUGUUGCUCCUCGUCCUCCUGCUGUUUCUGGCAGUCUUCGUUUGGCACAGUAAACCAUACUUGCUCAGCAGGAAGAAGUCGUUUAUGGGCAAGGCCAAACUAUCCAGUAAAACUUACAAAGCCAUCUCUGCCAAGGAUUUUCCAGCCCACUUCAAGAAAUUGAGUUUGAAUCAGAACAAAGAUUUCAGUGAGGAAUAUGAGAGUUUCUUUGCAGUUGGCACAGAGCAGACUCAAGAAGCCGCUACCAACCCAGAAAAUAAGUCCAAGAACCGCUUCAACAAUGUCCUUCCGUAUGACUGGUCCCGUGUGAAGCUCAGUAUCAUCAAGAAUGACAAGAACUCGCACUACAUCAAUGCCAACUACAUGCCAGGUUACAGAGUUAGCAAGCAGUACAUCGCAGCCCAGGGUCCUCUGCCCUCCACCAUCGAUGACUUCUGGAGAAUGAUCUGGGAACAGGGGGCAAAGGGCAUUGUCAUGGUAACCAACUGCACCGAGGGUGGACGGACAAAGUGUGAGCGAUAUUGGCCUCUGGACUACACUCCUUGUGUGUAUGGAGACCUGUUGGUCACCAUCACAUUGGAGCAGAAGGAGCCCAACUGGACACUGAGGGAGUUUGGUGUCAAAAAUAGACUAACAUCUGAGGAACGGAUGGUGAAACACUUCCACUUUACAGCCUGGCCGGACCACGGCGUCCCAGACAGCACAGAGACUCUCAUCAAGUUCAGAGGACUGAUCAGGCAACACAUUGAGUGGGAGAGUGCUGACAAACCCACAGUGGUCCAUUGCAGCGCUGGUGUGGGGAGAACAGGAACCAUCAUUGCACUGGACGUUCUGUUGCAGCAGCUGGAGAAAGAGAGGGCGGUGGGCAUCGCUGCCUUUGUGCACAAGAUGAGAAAAAACCGGCCACUCAUGGUGCAGACAGAGUCCCAGUACAUCUUCCUGCACCAGUGCAUCCUGUGCUCCCUGCAGCCCAAACCUGUGGCGGAAGAGCCCAUAUACGAGAACACAGACAUGAUAUACGCCAACGCCACCGCUCUGAUGGAGCUUCACUCAAACACACAGGUUUCAACGUAAACCAGCAGACUG